AUGUUGGGUGCACUGUUGACGACUCUGAUCCGAGAACACCUUCUUCUCACCGUUUUUCUUCUCCUGUUGCUUCCCCUUCCCCUAAAAGCCAUCGAAGGCUUCUUCAGGAGAUGGAAGCACGCCCAAAGCGCAGGUUGUCAGGAACCUGCCAGUAAAAUUCCUGUCAUUGAUCCGAUUAUCGGGCUCGACUUCCUCUACAACGUGCUGUUUGGCAAGGCUCCUGAGAGGUACCUGGAUAGCACAUGGAGCACAUUUCAGAAGCUGGGAACCACGUAUACAGAGAGGCGUUUGACAUGGGAAUCCAUCUAUACGUGCGAUGCGCAGAACCUGAAGCAAAUACUAGCCACCGCCGCUCAGGAUUUCGAUCUUCCCGAGUUUCGAACGUCUGUUAUCGGGCAUUUCUUCGGCCAGGGCAUUUUCGCCCUGUCUGGCCCCCCGUGGAAGCAUGCGCGUAUGAUACUCCAGAAAGGCCUAAAGAAAGAUAACCCGGGACCAUUCAUUGAUACCCUUGAACGACACUUCCAAGCAUUUAUGAAACACAUUCCGACCAACGGUGCUACGGUCGACCUACAACCUCUCUUCAUGGGAUUCGCAAUGGACGUUGCGACCGACGUUCUCAUGGGCCACUCAACGCAUAUGCUUGACGUGGAUGGGGAUCACACCAAGGAGCAACAGUUUGUAGACGACUACAUGACAUGCUCCGAGGAGAUCAUUCAGCAGAUGCAGCUCGGGCCUCUACACUCACUCAGGAUCAAUUUUGAGGCAAGGAGGGCUAAGAAACGGCUAUACGAGUAUCUCGAUGGCUUUAUUGAGGAGUCGCUUCAGACAAACGGAAACAAGGCCGAAUGCCUCUUGAACGAAAUGAUGUCCAUGGCCAAUGACCGCAAAGGCGUCAGCGAUCAGAUCCUGCACAUCCUACUCGCGAGCCGCGACACAACAUCGAGCUUGAUGAGCAACCUCUUUUUCGCGCUUGCCAAGAAGCCGCACAUGUACGCCAAGUUACGGGAGGAAGUGCUCCGAGUAGCUGGCGAGACGCCUCCCACUGCAAGCCAACUCAAGGAGCUGACGUACCUGAAGUGGUGCGUCAAAGAGUCGUUGAGGCUGCAUCCCGUCGUUCCCACCAAUGCUCAGGUCGCCCUGAGAGACACGACACUCCCUCGAGGCGGCGGCCCCAACGGCCAGUCGCCGCUCUUUGUGCGCAAAGGAACAGCCAUGUUCUACAACGUCUACGCCAUGCACCGCAACGAAGCCACCUUUGGUCCCGACCCAGAAGAGUUCGUCCCUGAGCGUUGGGAGAAUCUGCGACCAGGCUGGGGAUAUUUGCCCUUCAACGGUGGGGCACGAUCUUGUGUCGGACAACAAUACGCACUUCUGGAGACUCACUACGUCGUCGCAAGGAUGGCUCAGACUUUCAAGACGCUGGAGUCCCGCGACGAGGAAGAGUGGAUGGAGCUGUACGCUUUGGCGCUAUGCUCCAAAAACGGUACACGAGUAGCUGUAUCAACUUGA
Messenger RNA from Ilyonectria robusta, 1509 nucleotides. RefSeq names its product cytochrome P450. NCBI's taxonomy places the organism in Eukaryota, Fungi, Ascomycota, Sordariomycetes, Hypocreales, Nectriaceae. The transcript has 3 exons. The coding region runs from base 1 to 1509 and encodes 502 amino acids. Gene Ontology annotation, molecular function: heme binding; oxidoreductase activity, acting on paired donors, with incorporation or reduction of molecular oxygen; monooxygenase activity. The record is from RefSeq and is a predicted model, not a curated record.